This is a messenger RNA of Electrophorus electricus (electric eel), 544 nucleotides long. Its product is annotated as EF-hand calcium-binding domain-containing protein 9. Gene Ontology annotation, biological process: flagellated sperm motility. The record is from RefSeq and is a predicted model, not a curated record. Lineage: Eukaryota; Metazoa; Chordata; Actinopteri; Gymnotiformes; Gymnotidae. Gene Ontology annotation, molecular function: calcium ion sensor activity; calcium ion binding. Gene Ontology annotation, cellular component: sperm principal piece; cytoplasm.
CCCAAAAUACAAGCACACGCAUUCUAUUUGUUGUAGUUGUUGUUCUGCCUAAAUGCAUGGCCUGACUGUCAUCCUGCCUCCAGAUGUGCAAUUCUACCAUUUCAUGAGACAUGUGAGCGACCUGGGCAAGGAGCAGAUUAUGAUGACCUUUGACCUGCUGGACUGGAGUGCGAGUGGAGAGAUCAGCUUUGAGGCUUUCCACCUGCUGGCCUGCAUCCUGCUGUGCUGCGAGUACCGUGUGGAGAGGGAAUUCAUGCAUCACCACUCAGCACACAUUUUCGAGCUGCUGGACACUCAGGGCAGUGGCAGCAUCAGACGGGCCGAGCUCCAGGCGUUCGGUUUCCUCUUCAAUGUGACAGGCAACGUUCUCUACAGAAUCAUCGAUGAAUUAGACAUCCCUGAGAUCCUGUACUAUAAGGAGUAUAAGAUAUUUGUCAUGGCGUGUGCUGAGAUGAAAGCGGAGGCCAACAAAAUGAGGAAUAAGAAGACAGAACAUGAGAGAAGCAAGCAGCAUGAGUGCCAGCCACCAAGACACCUGACUUAA